AGGGCUCUACCUCUCCCUGAAGGAUGAAUAAAUAGGUAGCGUUACUGACGACCUGGUCACAAACUGAAGUGAAAACUGAGACCAAGGUCUUGCUCCAUUGGCACUCACGAGAUCCAGUCCUGGCACCAUGGAGAGGAUAAUCAUCUACCUGAUGGUCAUCUUCUCGGGGACAGUGGCCCAUAAGUCAAGCCUCCAAGGGCAAGAUCGCCUCUUGACUAGAAUGCGUCAACUUAUAGAUAUUGUUGAGCAGCUGAAAAAUUAUGUGAAUGACUUGGAACCUGAACUUCUACCAGCUCCAGAAGGUGUAAAGAGACACUGUGAGCGGUCGGCUUUCUCAUGUUUUCAGAAGGUCCAGCUGAAGCCGGCAAAUGCGGGAGACAACGAGAAGACCAUCAACGUGCUGACUAAGCAGCUGAUGAGGAAACUCCCUCCCGUAAAUUCAGGGAGAAGACAGAAACAGAGACUAACAUGCCCUUCAUGUGAUUCUUAUGAGAAAAAGCCACCCAAGGAAUUCCUAGAAAGACUGGAAUCGCUCAUCCAAAAGAUGAUCCAUCAGCAUCUCUCCUAGAACACGUGAACUAUGAAGGUUCCUGAGGACCUGCCUUGAAGCUGGACACUAUGUUACACACUCUAACACAGCAGUGAAACUCACCUCUGGGUAUUCCGAAUGGAAGAAUACAAUAUAUUAGUGAUGGGGGAAAAUCUCAGAAAAGUGUUCUAAGUCAGGAUUACUUCCCCAAAUUACUAUGCAGUACUUCAGUUUAAUUCACAUGCUCUGUGUUUGGUCAA
This is a messenger RNA of Pteropus alecto (black flying fox), 789 nucleotides long. It is a transcript of the gene IL21, whose product is annotated as interleukin 21. Gene Ontology annotation, molecular function: cytokine receptor binding. Bases 128 to 568 code for a protein of 146 amino acids. NCBI's taxonomy places the organism in Eukaryota, Metazoa, Chordata, Mammalia, Chiroptera, Pteropodidae. The transcript is spliced from 5 exons. The record is from RefSeq and is a predicted model, not a curated record. Gene Ontology annotation, cellular component: extracellular region. Gene Ontology annotation, biological process: positive regulation of natural killer cell mediated cytotoxicity; immune response.